This is a messenger RNA of Blumeria graminis f. sp. triticale, 1821 nucleotides long. The record is from the annotation of a GenBank genome assembly. Lineage: Eukaryota; Fungi; Ascomycota; Leotiomycetes; Helotiales; Erysiphaceae.
AUGUUAAGGGUCUCGAUUGAAUCCCUCUGGCGUAAAGUGCCUACAGAAUUUUCGGCUCAUUUCUGCCAAAGAUCGUACCAUUUACGCACAAUGCAAAGCGAUCACCAUGAAAAUCAUGGUGCACGAGAUCAUCAGAAGAGGCGUUGGAAUGGGAACAAACGAUCACAAAAUUCAGGACCUAAAUCGAAGAAAAGUAAGAGCUCAAAGAAUGUUGUAGGAGUUGAUGUUUUACUACACGAUGUUGUCGCAUUAUUAGAAGCUCAGAAACUUCGAGAUGAUUCGGGGCAAACACGCUCUGAAGAUGAUCUUAUCACUUCAGAGACAUCCAACACAGAUAUACAGACGUCAAAAACUCCAGAUAACACGGAGGCCUCUCUGUCGCCUCAAUCGAGCCUACCAAAACCUUUCACUGAAAUUGACGUCGAGGUCAAAGAGAUUUCGUCAACUGGAGACGGUCUCGCCAUACACCCUGAGUCUAAACGAAUAUAUGUAGUCCCGUUCUCAGUGCCUGGCGAUUUAAUUAGAGCGAAGGUGAUUAAGCACUUUAAUGAAGAAGAAUACUCGACAGCAGACUUUAUAUCCGUAGUCAAGGCAGGUCCACUGCGAGAUGAUAGUCGCGUUCAAUGCAAAUACUUCAGUACUUGCUCUGGCUGCCAAUUUCAGAUGCUAGACUAUGAAGACCAACUUCGGCAUAAGAAAACAAUCGUCGAGAAAGCAUACAUGAAUUUCUCACAACUUCCAAAAGAAAUGAUACCACCAGUUGAUAUGACAAUUGGCAGUCCCUUACAGUAUGGAUAUCGUACAAAGCUUACUCCACACUUCGAUGCACCCAAAGGUUAUAUCAGCAAGGCCGACAAACUGAGGGGUGUUAAAAAUCAUUUUAAGGGAGUACCCAAAAUUGGGUUCAACGCCAAAGGCGCAAGCUACACGCUCGACAUCGAAGACUGUCCAAUUGGUACAGAUGCAGUAAGAAUGGGCAUGAAAAGAGAAAGGCUGCGAGUUGCCAGUGAGCUUGAGAAAUAUACUAAAGGUGCGACAAUACUCCUCAGGGAAAGCACGCUCCGACUCCCAAAAAAUGAGACAAACAUUUCGAAAACCCUACCAGAUACUAUAAAGACAAUUGAGUCUAACCAUAUCGACUUCAAAUCUUGUGUAACAGAAAAUAGAGCCAUGACAACGGAAUAUGUUGACAACUUUAUUUUUACUAAUAUAGCCAAUGAGUUUUUUCAAAAUAACAACUCCAUAUUAUCACCUUUUACACAGUACAUUCGAGACCAUAUCAUGCCUCCUCCCUCAAAUCAGGUAAAAAUAAAGAAUUUAAUUGACGCCUACUCCGGGUCUGGCCUAUUUACGAUAACUCUUUCGUCACUUUUUGAAAGCUCAAUAGGUAUCGAUGUCUCGGCCGCUUCCAUAUCCUCUGCAACCGACAACGCUCGUCAGAACAAUCUUCCAACAUCUCAAGCAAAUUUUAUGGCAGCUGAUGCAGCAACGCUUUUCAAAGAGAUAACAUACGACCCAGAUGAAACAGUCGUACUCAUUGAUCCUUCGCGGAAAGGUUGCGAUGAAGCGUUCUUAAGCCAACUAUUGAAAUUUUUUCCGAGAAGAAUUGUGUACGUUAGCUGUAACGUUCAUACACAAGCCAGAGAUGUGGGAAUUAUUGUGGCUGGGUUAGAAAAAAAUUCAGGAGAAGAAAUAGAAAGUAAAAAGUACGAUAUUGAGAGUUUAGUGGGAUUUGACUUCUUUCCACAAACGAGUCAUGUUGAAGGCGUUGCGGUCUUAAAUCGAGUCGAUAAAGACGAGGAGAAUAGCAAAUUAUUAUAG